Messenger RNA from Taeniopygia guttata (zebra finch), 2118 nucleotides. RefSeq names its product ARF like GTPase 11 (gene ARL11). NCBI's taxonomy places the organism in Eukaryota, Metazoa, Chordata, Aves, Passeriformes, Estrildidae. The record is from RefSeq and is a predicted model, not a curated record. Gene Ontology annotation, molecular function: GTPase activity; GTP binding.
GAUUUCUCCUAGACAAGCCAAUGAACAGAAGCUUAUUUAUUUAUGUAUGUGGUGAGGAGGAAACUUACUCCACAGUCUCCCCACCUCUUCCUGCAAAAUGUUAGCUCUCUUUUGCACCAAUCUCUUUGGAUCCUGAAUGAAAAGGAGCGGCAGCGGAGCUGGGGUGUAGAAACUGCUGUAGUGAACAUCACUCCCCGGCUCUGCUGCGCCCCUCAUACAUAAUCGCUCUCACCUCGUUUCAGCUACAGAGAGAAGCAGAAGGCGCUGCCCGCAUCUUCCUUCAGCAAACCGAGGGUGCUCUUUCGGAGAGGCAGGGCCGAGCCCUCUGUUAAUGACUGACAUCAUCGAGGAAAUACGCUUGCUUGCUAUUUAUUUUUGGCUGCAUUUCCCCCCUGCCCUCCCCCCGGCAGUAUCUUGAUGGGGAAGCUGAUCUCCAAAGGCUGGAGGAAAAGAGAUGCGCGAGUUAUCAUGCUGGGGCUCGACUUUGCCGGCAAAUCCACCCUUCUGUACAAACUGAAGAGCGGCCAAGCUGUGGAGACCUGCCCCACGGUGGGAUUCAACGUGGAGUCUCUGAAAACACCCUGUGGCAUAUCCUUCACCCUCUGGGAUGUCGGCGGACAAGACAGCCUGCGGGCCAGCUGGCCUAACUACCUGGAGGACAUCGACACCCUCAUCUUCGUGCUUGACAGCACGGACACGGCCCGGCUGGCUGAAGCAGUGGCAGCACUGGAGGAGGCCCUGAGCCACCCCGGCAUGGCUGGCAUCCCUGUGCUCCUGCUGGCCAACAAGCAGGACGCGCCGGGAGCGCUGGCUCCAGCCGAGCUGGGGGAGAUGCUGCAGCUGGGGGGGCUGGCAAGGCACCACUGGAUGCUCCGGGGGUGCAGUGCCCACACUGGCCAGGGCCUGCAAGAAGUCCUGGCCAUCCUGGGAAUGCUGCUGCGGGGCUCAGAGCAGAGCUCCCUGUCCCAGGAGCAGCCCAUCAUGGGGCUGGCAGAAAGAAGGCAAGCUCCAGAGCAAACCUGAACCUCACAUGGACCCCUCCCUCUCAUGGCUGCCAGCAGGCUUGUCAUGGAGGAUUCCAGCCUCCAGGCAGCCCUACAAGGAGCAGAGCUGCAGCUGGCACACUCUGUGAAACACCCAGCUCCUCACCACCAAAACCCAGCAGGAGGAUCUCUGAGCAAACUCCCAUCAUGGAGCAGGUUUGGCCACAUCUCUUGGACUCUCAUCUCUAGCUGCCGCUUGUCCCACUGUCACCAUCUUCCACUCAUCCACUGCACUUGUGUGUCCAGAGGUCCAGCAAGGAUGCUUUUUAACAUUUAAGAAUUAUAACAGAGAUGUGUGCAAAGAACAGAAGUUUUCUUCAUUCUGCAGCUCUCAGCCCAGAUACAUCUAUCCAGAUGGGAUGAUCCCCACAAGGGGGGAGCUUGGAUGUGCCCCAUUCUGCUUGUCUCUCAGCAUGGAUCACAUGUUCAUUGGCUGGGAACACAGGAAGGCACUGAAAAGAAUGGCUGAAUGGGAGCAGUGUAAACUCAGGACAUCAAAUGGCCAAGCAACUGAUUGGUUUUAGUGUGGCAUCUCCAGGUAUAAUAAUCUUAAAACCAUGGAAGCAAGCCGGGAUUUGAUGGUGUAAUGCAGUUUGAGGAUGUAUGUAUAUUAAUUUAUGCAUUUCUUGUAAUGGUUCUUUAUGUCUCCAUCAUUUUUAUCAAAGAAUUAUUUCAAGACAAUGGUCCCUCAUUUUCUUUGGACUAUGUUUAAAUAUAAAGAAAUCAGAUGUGACUUUAAGAUGCUUGGAAAUACAUCUCCAUGGCACCUCUAAAUAUUCUCAUGGUGGCCUGAACAGACAAAAGAAAUCCCUGGUGACUUUUGAAACUGUAUGACACCACUCCACAUGCAUUGGUUGGUAACCAUUGGCACCUAUGGACACAGACAAGUUUGGUGACCAAAGGUGUCUCCAACCUCAGCUGUGUCCAGGGCAAAUGAAAAUGCUCCUGGCAGCUCACAACAGUACAAGGUACCAUGUGGCAGGUCAAAUCUUGUUCAACCUACCAUUGGAAAGACCUAUAAAAUGGGUAUCCAAGAUUCUGUUAUCCAGAGUUAAAAUUAAAAUAUUUCAUAGUA